AUGGAUGCCUACUCUAAGGGUAAGUGGAACCUGUCGUCUGUUCCAUGUCCCAGUUGUUUUGGAGGCACCACAUUUCUCUCACCUCCAGAAGCUUACAAUGAGUCUCAACGGUUGCGUGCUGUUGAUUCGGUCAUGAACCUUCCACAAUGGGACGAGACAGCCUUCUUCGAUAACGUCCUGAAAUCGGCCAUGAGAAACUUCGAUUGUAAUGGGGCCUCGAUCAGUUUGAUUCAUGACACAAAGCAGAUAGUCAAGCACCAGAAGUCGCUGGGGUUUCAGGAAUGCCCAAGAAGAUUCUCUAUCGACGCUCAUGGUAUUCUGUCGGUCGAUUUCUUGGUUUUGCUCGAUGCCUCUAAGGAUUGGAGAACUUCCUCGAGUCCUUUCGUUAAGGGAGUUCCCCACAUCAAGUUCUAUGCUUCUGUACCAUUGGUUCUGAAAGACGGAUCAGCCAUAGGUUGUUUUUCGGUCUUUGACGUGUAUUGCAGAGACAAGAUCGACGAGUCUCACAUCUUGAACCUGAAGAAAAUGGCCGAGGAUGUCGUGGCCCUGCUGCAAAUGACCUAUGCCAAGGAUGUCAGUCUGGUCCAACAGAAGCCCUCGUUGUUGAGGCAACUGGGCAGAGCCACCGGUGGAAACAUUCGCUCUUCAAGCGUGAUUUUUGAGAAAGAUGGCUCGGGAAACGCAUACUCACAAUCCAGCAAGUUCAGGGUAUCAGACAGUUCUUCUGCGUACAGGGACGUAGAUCCUUAUGUUUGGAAAUCACUCACCGGAAACACCAAUAUCAAAACCGCAGCCGCAACAGUGAGCAGGCUGAUAGCCGAGAAGUGCAGACUGGAUCUGGUGUAUGUUGCAGAGAUCAGGGUAUCCGAACUGUUCCAGAUCCAAUCAGGUCUGUUUCCAGCACAAAACCAAGUGGAAACCGACACCUUCAAGAGUCUCCACGAGCUGCAGCGUAUUGGGGAAGAGAGCGUGAACAUGAGGAUCAUAGGAAUAUACGGUGCUGAGAAUCUUGACCCGGUGAAGCUGGAUCCCAGUCUCCACUAUAAGGCAUUGCGGUCGGAAUUUGGAGUGCUGUAUUCCACCAGAGAAACCACACCAGUCUUCAAGACUGGAAUGUUGAUGCCAUUCUUCAGAUACACCUCUCGUCUCGUCCGCAAGAAGAGGAUAUCCAAGAACCACCAGACUAACACUAGAACCCCGAUCGAUCUCUUUCACAGAUCCGGGGGGUAUUUGGUCGUUGCUUUCAACGCCUUGCCAAGAUCAUACACAGAGCAGGAGGUGACAUAUGUGUUCAGUGCUGUCUCAGUAUUGAGAAGGAUGUUCCUCAUGAAGUGA
This is a messenger RNA of Kuraishia capsulata CBS 1993, 1335 nucleotides long. RefSeq lists its product as uncharacterized. The record is from RefSeq and is a predicted model, not a curated record. The transcript has a single exon. The coding region runs from base 1 to 1335 and encodes 444 amino acids. NCBI's taxonomy places the organism in Eukaryota, Fungi, Ascomycota, Pichiomycetes, Pichiales, Pichiaceae.